This is a messenger RNA of Saprolegnia parasitica CBS 223.65, 1254 nucleotides long. RefSeq lists its product as hypothetical. The transcript is spliced from 7 exons. Gene Ontology annotation, cellular component: COP9 signalosome. The coding region runs from base 1 to 1254 and encodes 417 amino acids. NCBI's taxonomy places the organism in Eukaryota, Oomycota, Saprolegniomycetes, Saprolegniales, Saprolegniaceae. The record is from RefSeq and is a predicted model, not a curated record.
AUGGGGCUCGAGACGUUCGACCUGGAGGCCGUCGCGUCCAAGUACGCGGGCGUCAACCGCGUCCGCCACCUCUUGUUCAUCGUCGAGUAUGGGAAGACGUGCGUGAUGGACCCAGAGAGCAAGCGCGCGGUGUGUCUCCAGUACGCCAAGGAUGCGCUGCGCAUGCUCCUCGCCGAGCUCGAGACGACCAAGACGGCGGCCAACACGGUCUUGUACCGCGAGCUCACAACCAAGUACGCCGACUUGCUCCCGCUCGACUUCAAGGUGGACGCGGCCUUUGUGGACGCGGCGACGCGUGCCAACAACAGCCGCCACGAGCGCCUCGAGCAAGAGCUCAACUCGUACAAGUCGAGCUUGAUCAAGGAAAGCAUUCGCAUUGGCCACAACGAUCUCGGCGAGUUUUACUACCGCAUGGGCGACCUCCCUUCGGCCUUGCGCAGCUUUGCCCAGGCGCGCGACUACUGCACGUCCGACAAGCACAUUGCAGAGAUGUGCUUUAACGUCAUUCGCGCGUCGGUGCACCUCAAGAACUUUGGCAACGUGUCCAACUACCUCAUCAAGCUCGAGCAGUCGGCCGUCGAGAGCGACGCCAUUUUCGCGACCAAGAUCGCAGCGACCUAUGGCCUCUUUACGUCCUGCAACGUCGAGAUUGGCUCGAGCUUCAACGAGGUGCUACACGCCGAAGACAUUGCGCUCUUUGGUGGUCUCUGUGCGCUCGCGACGUUUGACCGCAACGAGCUCCGCGACAAGGUCAUUCAGAGUCCGUCGUUCAAGGCGUUUCUCGAGCUCGUGCCCCGCCUCCGCGAGAUGAUCCACGCGUUCUACAGCAGCCAGUACGCAUCGUGUUUGCGGACGCUGGGCGAGAUGCAAGAGGAGUGGGCCCUCGACAUGAACCUCUCGAGCCACGUGGGCGAGCUGGCCAAGGAGAUUCGCCACCGCGCGAUCGUCCAGUACUUCUUCCCGUACCUCUCCGUCGACAUGCGCGAGAUGGCCGACGCAUUCAACACGACGCCCGAGUCGCUCGAAGACGAGCUGCGCGACUUGAUUCUGCGCGGCAAAAUCCACGCGCGCAUCGACAGCCACAACAUGGUGCUCCUCGCCCACGAGGCCGACAUGCGCGCCAAGGCGUAUGCAAAUGCGCUCGCCGUCGGCCGCCAGUACACGGCCGACACCAAGGCCGCGCUCUUCCGCAUGAAUCUGAUCAAAAACAACAUUGCCGUUGGCGCCAACGACGGCGACGCGACGCUCGGCUAA